Messenger RNA from Bufo bufo (common toad), 1856 nucleotides. Its product is annotated as zinc finger protein OZF-like. NCBI's taxonomy places the organism in Eukaryota, Metazoa, Chordata, Amphibia, Anura, Bufonidae. Bases 60 to 1445 code for a protein of 461 amino acids. The record is from RefSeq and is a predicted model, not a curated record. The transcript is spliced from 3 exons.
UUGAGCUGCUGACUGGAGAGGUUCCUAUAAGGUGUCAGGAUGUCACUGUCUAUUUCUCCAUGGAGGAGUGGGAGUAUGUAGAAGGACACAAUGAUCGGUACGAGGAUGUCAGAAUGAAGAAUCAAGAGCCCCUCACAUCAUCAGAUGUCUGUUUCGGGAGCUCAGAUCAAAGUAUCGCACAAGACACAUUUAAAGAGCACGCCAAUGUUAAGCAGAAUAAAGAUCAUAAAAUAAUCAAAUGUCAAAGCAAUUACAAAAGGAAUAAGUCAUAUUCAUGUUCAGAAUGUGACAGAUGUUACAGCCGUAAAUCAAGUCUUGAAUUGCAUCAGAGAAAUCACACAGGGGAGAAGCCAUUUUCAUGCUCAGAAUGUGAUAAAAGUUACACUGUUAAAUCGCAACUUAUUAUACAUCAGAGGACUCACACAGACGAGAGGCCAUUUUCAUGUUCAGAAUGUGGCAAAUGCUUUACUCAGAAAUCGGAACUUAUUGACCACCUGAGGAGAAUUCACACAGGAAAUAAGCCAUUUUGUUGUUCAGAAUGUGGAAGAUCUUUUACCCGGAAAUCAGAACUUCGGAAACAUCAGAGAAUUCACACAGGGGAGAAGCCAUAUUCAUGUUCAGAAUGUGAGAAAUGUUAUGGGACUCGCUUAAGUCUUGUUAUCCAUCAGAGAACUCACACAGGGGAGAAGCCAUUUUCAUGCUCAGAAUGUGAUAAGAGUUACAGGGUUAAAUCGCAUCUUAUUGCACAUCAGAGGACUCACACAGACGAGAGGCCAUUUUCAUGUUCAGAAUGUGAUAAAUCUUUUACCAUCAAGCAGUGUCUUGUUAAACAUCAACUAACUCACACAGGGGAGAAGCCAUUUUCAUGUGCAGAAUGUGGGAGAUGUUUUAGUCGGAAAACACAUCUAGUUAGACAUCAGAUAACUCACACAGACGAGAGGCCAUUUUCAUGUUCAGAAUGUGGGAAAAGUUUUAGCCGUAAAUCAACUCUUGUUACACAUCAGACCAUUCACGUAGAGAAGCCAUUUUUAUGUACUGUAUGUGGAAAGAGUUUUGGCCAAAAGUCAGAGCUUAGUGUACAUCAAAAAAUUCACACAGGAGAAACAUUUUCAUGUCCAGAAUGUGGAAAGGUUUUUAGAAAAUAUUCAACUCUUAAGGCACAUGAAAGAAUGCACACAGGAGAAGCAUUUUCAUGUUCAGAAUGUGGGAAAUGUUUUAAGCAAAAAGGUGAACUUGUUAGCCAUCAGAGAAUUCACACAGGGGAAAAACCAUUUUCGUGUUCGGAAUGUGGCAAAUGCUAUAAACAAAAAUCACACGUUGUUGAACAUCAAAAAAUUCACACAGGAGAGAAGCCAUUUUCUUGUUCAGAAUGUGGGAAAUGUUUUGUCCUGAAAUCAAAACUUAAUAGACAUCAGAAAAUUCAUCUACAAAUCAUUUCUUCUUAAUCAUCAAAAAACUCGUAGAGGGAAGUAGCUACUUUCUAUUUUUAAUGUGUUUUCUUGACUCAUCAUACAGGAAAAAUGCAACACUCAAGAAGUACAGGUGUAGCAAGAAGCAGUGUGGUGCACUAUGCUGUUAUUGUAGCGCCUACACUAUGUAUAUAGCACAACCCUCGUUUACAUUGCAUUAGAGCCGCCGCACUAUGCAAAUAGCACAACGCAUCCCAAAGUGGAACGAACAUACAAUUAAUACCUGCUACGUCUAUAAAGUCAUAUAACACUAAUAAUUAAGAAAUGUAUGCAAUCACCAAUAGACAUCUGUUAUCCAAAAAGUAAAUGGAACCUAGAUAACACAGAGUAUUUUUACAGUAAUCUGUAUUACUGCAUCUCACAACUUGUUACCGAUCAUUAAUAAAC